AUGGAUUCAUCUACUUGCCCCUUCUGUCAUUUAUCAAUUCCUUCCUCUAAACUCCAAUGGCACGCCAACACCCAUUUCGACGACGACGACACCUGCUAUCGUUCUCCAUCGGCUAGUGGCUUGCAUUUUGAUGGUGGUGGAGGAGUGAGUGGUAGAGAUAAUGUGGUGUGGAAAAUGGAUGAAAAGUUCUCUUCCUUAGUUGGUGUGCAAAGAAGGGGAAAGUUUCACAAGGUCGAAAGAGGUUUGAUGGCCUUGUUGAGAGACUGUUUGGAGUCUGAGGCUGAAAACUCAAGAAGCAUUUUGACAUGUUAUGUUGAUCAUUUCCAGAGCCUUGAGUUUGAGGAUGUUGGAUGGGGUUGUGGUUGGCGUAACAUUCAAAUGCUUAGCUCUCACUUAAUGACACAAAGGCCAGAAGCAAGAGAAGCUAUGUUUGGCGGUUCUGGGUUUGUUCCUGAUAUCCCAUCACUCCAGAGGUGGCUUGAGAUUGCUUGGGAAAGGGGUUUUGAUGCACCUGGCGCUGAUCAGUUUAACCAUGCUAUCUAUGGCUCAGAAAAAUGGAUUGGAGCUACGGAAUGUGCUUCCCUUUUGCGUUCUUUUGGUCUCCGGGUAAGGGUUGUGGAUUUUGGUCCUAAGGAAUCUGAGGAACUCUAUCUGUCUGUCCCUGGUUCAAGUCUUGGGGCAAAGGAGCUUCAGAAAAAUAAUGAUGGAAGGAAGAGGAAAGCACCAAAUACUUAUGGACCAAUGGAUAGAUAUCUGUCUCGUGUUGCUGCUCAAACAAGUUGCAGCCAAGAUGAAAAGUCAUGUUCUUCUAUUGUCCGGAUCGGUGACUCUGUGGAUAAAGAAAGUAGUGGUAGUAGAGUGGUAAACAGUACUAAGAAACUAAAUAAGGGUCACCAAGUUCUUAUGGACUUUGUGUGGAAUUACUUUUCUCAUGAAGGCACCGUUAAAUUUGACCACAAGCAUGUUCGUAUCAGUGAUAAAACGCCACUCUACUUUCAGCAUGAUGGACAUUCAAGAACAAUAGUUGGAAUUCAAGUCAAACAUCAAGGCUCAGGAAUUCCACAAUACAAUCUCCUGGUUCUUGAUCCCAGUCAUAGAACGGACGCUCUAGAAAGAUUUCUUACAGAGAAAGUUAAAUGGCAAAAACUCAUAAAAAGAGGAGUUCACACACUAAAGAAGCAACGAUACCAGUUGUGUUAUGUUGAUCCUGGAAUUUCCACUGAGGAGGAGAUGGAGAAACUCAAGACAAUUGAUAGUGUUUUCCUUGAAUUUUAA
Messenger RNA from Sphenostylis stenocarpa, 1275 nucleotides. NCBI's taxonomy places the organism in Eukaryota, Viridiplantae, Streptophyta, Magnoliopsida, Fabales, Fabaceae. The record is from the annotation of a GenBank genome assembly.